Drosophila navojoa is the source of this 2075-nucleotide messenger RNA. RefSeq lists its product as uncharacterized. NCBI's taxonomy places the organism in Eukaryota, Metazoa, Arthropoda, Insecta, Diptera, Drosophilidae. Gene Ontology annotation, cellular component: extracellular region. The record is from RefSeq and is a predicted model, not a curated record.
GCGUCCAAUCAAACAGACGACGCCUUCAAGUCUAGCUGCACGCACGAGAGUGGAGUUGGAGUCGUCGGCAAUAUUUCGUGACGCUUUUUUGCUCGGUUUUUUGGACACACACACACACACUCAGCGAGCGAGAGAGAGAGAUCUUUUUGCAAGCCUGCCCGGCAACGCGUGUGAUUGAAAUUGCAAAAUCUAAAUUUAAAAUCCAACCAGAAAAAAAAGAAGAAAAGGAAAUUCUAAAUCGAAUCUAAAGUGCAGUGAAUGUAAGACUGUCGCCAGCGAAGAGCUUAUGUUCAAGAGUGUUUAAUUAAGUGAAAAGUGCUUAACUAAAGUUCUCAUCUUGUAAUCAAAUCAAUUCAAAUACUAAACCACCUAAAAUGAUGCAGCACAGCGCUCUACUGCCUCUGGCCCUCGUGCUGAUCUCCUGCGGAGCGGCUUUCGCCUGCCAUGGCAAGCUAAUCGCAUCGGGCAUCACCGCCGAGGAGAAAUCAAUCAUCUUGCAGGAACACAAUCGCCUCAGGCAACUCGUUGCCACGGGUCGCUAUCCGGGCCAGCCGGGCGCCGAGAAUAUGCGCGAGAUCGUCUGGGACGACGAGCUGGCCGCCCGCGCCCAGCAAUGGGCGGACAACUGUCAGUUCCGGCACGAUCCCCAUCGCACAAUAAAUCGCUUCACCAUGGGCCAGAAUCUGGCUGUCAUCUGGAGCACGGCGCCGCUGGAUCCCGACGACGGUGAUUUCCCGUCGCGCAUCCAGAACUGGUUCAAUGAGGUGCAAAAGUAUUCGUUCGGCGACGCCUGGUCGCCCAAGACGGGCCACUACUCCCAGCUGGUGUGGGGCGAGACCAGCCUGGUGGGCUGUGGCUUCUCCGAGUACAAGGAUACGAUCAAGUACAACAAGCUCUACGUGUGCAACUACGGACCGGGUGGCAACGUGGUUGGCUACAAUCCCUAUGAGGUGGGCAAGCCAUCGUGCGCCACUUAUGGCAUGAAGCCCUCGUCACGGUACCAGGGACUGUGCGCCGCGCCAGGCGCCGUGCCGGCGGCCCCCAACAGCGUCUAUGGUGGCAACACAAUUGAAACGUAUGAGUACAGCUACAGCUCUUCAGCUAGCAAGAGCAACAGCAACAGCAACAACAACAAGCCGACUAACAACAUUAACAAGAGCCUAUUAGCAAACAGCAAACAGAGCAACAGCAACCAAAAACAAAAUAAUCCCAAUCAACCACUUACCCCCUCCUCCUCCUCCCAAUUCCCUAAACAGGCAGCACCAUCAUCAUCUCCACCAGCAGCAGCAGCAGCAGCAUCGACGACGUCAGGCGGUAGCUCCUCUGGCACCCAGGCACGUGGCAGUAGCCAGGCCUAUACAACGGAGAGGAAUCAGAGGCAUUCCGGUCGGUAUUAUCACAAGCUCGAGGCAUAUCGUCCCAGUGCAACGGAGUUCCAGAAGGCCGUACAAAAGCACACUAUACUACGCACCUAUAUAGAUCAGAAUCCGAGCGAGGAGAAGCAGCAGGAUGCGGCAGCGGCAGCGCCAGCGCCAGCGGAGGACGCGCCCGUAUCCAGCACACCGAAGCCCAGUCGUGGCUGGAGCCUUUUGAGUUGGCGCGGCUAGAGAGAGGGAGAGAGAGAGAGAGAGGGGGGAGAGAGUGGAUAUGCCACCUCAUCUCAUCACCUCAGCUCCUCCCACUGCCCAGCACUGCCAUGCAACCAAUAUGCCGCAGAAUGUAUUAGCUCACCCGCCCAGUAAUAACUACUAUGUAGUGUCAUUAGAACCAUCUUCGAUUCUGAGCUUCCCAGCUGACUAUGGCUCCUACUCGCUCUAACCUGUCCAACUGUCCCAACUAAUAUGUAGCAAAUGUUAGGCUCUUCUACUCGUAUUUAGACAUUCCCCAUAAGCGAAUUGCCAUAUGAUGUAGCGUACAUACUAUGCCCUCUAGCCUUAGCAUCAUUUACUCUGCUAUUAUCAUGCUGAUAUAUUUUUAAAAUUAUUUAUAUUGUAUUAUUGAUAACGUCAUUCAGUCGAUUAGCUACCGAAUAUUUGUAUCAAAUGUUUGUACCAAAAAAACACUAAAAAAAACCU